This is a messenger RNA of Trichechus manatus latirostris (Florida manatee), 4163 nucleotides long. RefSeq names its product neuralized E3 ubiquitin protein ligase 1 (gene NEURL1). Gene Ontology annotation, cellular component: plasma membrane; postsynaptic density. The transcript is spliced from 6 exons. NCBI's taxonomy places the organism in Eukaryota, Metazoa, Chordata, Mammalia, Sirenia, Trichechidae. The record is from RefSeq and is a predicted model, not a curated record. Gene Ontology annotation, biological process: negative regulation of Notch signaling pathway. Bases 339 to 2063 code for a protein of 574 amino acids. Gene Ontology annotation, molecular function: ubiquitin protein ligase activity.
GCCCACCGCCAGCCGGAACCCGGGCUCCAGCGGGAGGAAGAGGGGACCCGGGGGCGCUGCCGGCCCCAGCUCAGGGGCCCACCUGCGGCCCCCGCCCCCGCCGCAGGCAAUGGGAGGCAGGUAGCCGGUUCGAGCCAGGCCACUCAGCGCGGGCAGGACCCGCCGAGGACCGCCAAGCCCAGAGAGAGGGCGGAGAGGAGCAGAGCGGCCGCAGCCCCGGCGGGGCCCUCCCCCGGCGGCGCGCACCGGCGCGCGCACCCACUUUCAUACAGCACCUCCGCUCCUGUCCAGCCUUGCCUGCCCCCCGCGAGUGCCGAACCCCCCUGGGGCCGAAUGCCAUGGGUAACAACUUCUCCAGCAUCCCCUCGCUGCCCCGAGGAAACCCGAGCCGAGCACCGCGGGGCCACCCCCAGAACCUCAAAGACUCCAUCGGGGGCCCCUUCCCUGUCACCUCCCACCGAUGCCACCACAAGCAGAAGCAUUGCCCACCGGUGCUGUCCAGUGGGGGGCUCCCAGCCACACCACUGCUCUUCCACCCACACACCAAGGGCUCUCAGAUCCUCAUGGACCUCAGCCACAAAGCAGUCAAGAGGCAGGCCAGCUUCUGCAAUGCCAUCACCUUCAGUAACCGCCCGGUCCUCAUCUACGAGCAAGUCAGGCUGAAGAUCAUCAAGAAGCAGUGCUGCUGGAGUGGGGCCCUGCGGCUGGGCUUCACAAGCAAGGACCCAUCUCGCAUCCACCCUGACUCGCUGCCCAAGUAUGCCUGCCCCGACCUGGUGUCCCAGAGUGGCUUCUGGGCCAAGGCACUGCCUGAGGAGUUUGCCAACGAGGGUAACAUCAUCGCCUUCUGGGUGGACAAGAAGGGCCGUGUCUUCUACCGCAUCAAUGACUCCACUGCUAUGCUCUUCUUCAACGGGGUCCGCACAGCUGACCCGCUCUGGGCCCUGGUGGAUGUCUACGGCCUCACGCAGGGCGUCCAGCUGCUUGACAGCGAGCUGGUGCUCCCCGACUGCCUGCGGCCGCGCUCCUUCACCGCCCUGCGCCGGCCGUCGCUGCGGCGCGAGGCGGACGAGGCGCGACUCUCUGUGAGCCUGUGCGACCUCAACAUGCCAGGCGCCGACAGCGACGAGGGUACGCCAGCCGCCGGCUGCCCCAUUCCACAGAACUCGCUCAACUCGCAGCACAGCCGCGCGCUGCCCGCUCAGCUCGACGGCGACCUGCGCUUUCACGCGCUGCGCGCUGGCGCGCACGUCCGCAUCCUGGACGAGCAAACGGUGGCGCGCCUGGAGCACGGGCGCGACGAGCGCGCGCUCGUCUUCACCAGCCGGCCCGUGCGCGUGGCCGAGACCAUCUUCGUCAAGGUCACGCGCUCUGGCGGUGCGCGGCCCGGCGCGCUCUCCUUCGGCGUCACCACGUGCGACCCCGGCACGCUGAGGCCGGCGGACCUGCCCUUCAGCCCUGAGGCCCUGGUGGACCGGAAGGAGUUCUGGGCCGUGUGCCGCGUGCCGGGGCCCCUGCACAGCGGCGACAUCCUGGGCCUGGUGGUCAACGCCGACGGCGAGCUGCACCUCAGCCACAACGGCGCCGCCGCCGGCAUGCAGCUGUGCGUAGACGUCUCGCAGCCGCUCUGGAUGCUCUUCAGCUUGCACGGGGCCAUCACGCAGAUCCGCAUCCUCGGCUCCACCAUCCUGGCAGAGCGGGGCAUCCCAUCACUCCCCUGCUCUCCUGCCUCCACACCAACUUCACCCAGUGCCCUGGGCAGCCGCCUCUCUGACCCCCUGCUCAGCACAUGCAGCUCUGGACUUUUGGGUAGCUCUACUGGUGGCACGACCCCCAACUCGCCAGUGAGCCUGCCUGAGUCACCCCUGACCCCAGGCAUGGGCCAGUGGAGCGAUGAGUGUACCAUUUGCUAUGAGCAUGCGGUGGACACAGUCAUCUACACAUGUGGCCACAUGUGCCUCUGUUACACCUGCGGCCUGCGCCUCAAGAAGGCUCUGCACGCCUGUUGCCCCAUCUGCCGCCGCCCCAUCAAGGACAUCAUCAAGACCUACCGCAGCUCGUAGCCCAGUGCGAUGCCCUGCCCCACAUGCCCACCUCCUCAGACUGGCUCAGUUCCAGCUGAGGGACAAGCCAACAGGACCCUUCUCUUCUUCCUCAUUUUGGAAACUGUUUUCUCCAUUAAACAUGAGAAACUGAGGCUCCUUAAGGUUUGGAGAGACAGAAGGGGUGUCAGGCAGGGAGGCGGGGGCAUAAGCAGAUUGCCUUGCAGAGGGGAGGGGAGGAGUCCCUAUCUUUCCCUUCUCUGCACCUGACUUUACCCUGCAUGCUGAGGGGCUAAAUUGGAGUCUCAGCCUGUUCUAGUCUUGCCCCAUCUGGGGCCGAUUUCUUGGAGGUCCCUUUAGUCCAUGUGGCAUCUUUGUGAGAAGUGAAAAAUGCUCCCUUUCCUCUGGGCAGAUGUGCUUGGCUAGUGGAGUAUAGACUGUAUUUCAGCCUUCAUUUGCUCCUUCUGCCAGCUGCCCUUGAGCAGUGCAUAACGUGCUCGACAGCAGCCCUGGGCAGGCAGCUCCUGAGCUGCUUUUUGCUCUCUCACCUACGCCACCUCCUCCUUCCUCUCUUCCCUGCUCUGUGGGCCUGGCAGCCUGGGGUCAGAGACCAGUGGAUGCCCUUCGUCCCUGUGCAGGCUGCAGCCUCCAUGCCAUGUCUCUCUUCCACCCACCCAAGAUGGGUGGACAUACAGGCUGCAGAAGGCUCCAGAUUCUGGGCCCCUGGGCCCCUGGACCCCUGCCUGGCUGAGAUGGGUAGGCCCCUUCCUGGCUGUAGCCUUUCUGUCCCAAUCAUCUCACUGGCUACUGCUCCCCAGGGGAGGCCGUUUGGUGCAGGCUCAGGAUUGGGGUCUGUCUUCUGUCAGGGUCUCCAAGAACAGAUUUGCAGCCACCUUCUCUGACCUGUCCCCCCACAUCUCAGUGCUGACCUGGGCUGAUGCUCAGAAUGGCUGUAGCAUCCCUGGGAGGGGGCCAGGGGCCUGGGUUGGUGGGGGGAUUUCUCUGGGGUAAGAUCAGCCUUUCCCCUUAUCUUUAUUUAUUUAUUUAUUUAGGUUUGUGGGUUUUGUUUUUGUUUUUGUUUUGGUGGGUGAGUUUCCAUCACCAAGGCCCCUAGAAAUGCUUCCCUUGUCGGGGGCCUGGUGAGCACGGGCAUCAGAAGUGUAGCUGUCAUUCAAAACCUUCCCCAGACUCCAGCCCCAAAGCCCAUGGCUGGCCCUGCUCACUGUAAAUUGGAACUCCAGCAUGAAUUGGAACUAGAGAAAGGGACCGAGUUGGGAGACCUCCUGAUGAAUUGUGUCCAUUUCAUAGAAAGGCACACGGAACCCCCUUAAUGCCCUGGAGUUGGAGGGUCACCUGGAGCCUCACAGUGCCCUUCUUCCCUGGGCUGGAGCAGGGUCAUCAUGGUUGGCUCAGAUGCAUCAGGGGAGCCCAGCUUGGAGCCAGAGAACAGGGAUCGGGGUGCUUGUCAUAGGAGGGCAGGGGGCCUGUUCUUAGGAAAGGCUCUCCAUCCUGGGAAGAUGAGAAGGAAAGGGCCAGGGUCCCAACACCCCUGGGUCUUUAUAUCUGGUUCCGGGGUGAGUCAAUGCCCCCUUAGGGUACAGUCAUCUCAGCCCUGCUCACCCUGUCCUGAUUGGCUGGGGGCUGGUUUCAGCUCCUGCAGCCCUCUUCCCCCUUACUGGCUUUUUUAUGCCCAUCAGAGACUGCUGCUCCCUGUGAUAGGCAGAGCAUGGGGCCGGUGGUGAGGCCACUAGGACUCUGGUCCUGGCCACUGACCACUUGCGUGGCCCUGGCCAGGUCAGAGCCCCUCCGAGCCUCAGCUUCCACUUCUGUAAAAUGGUUGUGGGGGUCUCGGGCAGACUGCAUGACUCUGGGGAGUUCUUUGGAGAGAGGCUGCAGUGGUGUGGUGCCACAGGAGAGUACUGGGUAGUGGCCCCAUUUGGCCAGGGGUCUCACCUCAGAGGCAAAGAAGGGUCUCAAAGUCAGGGACUUUGUGGCCUGAGGGUUAGGAAGAGGAAGCCAUGCAUCCCAUUGUUUCUCUGUUAGUGUGGGGAGGGGAGGGGGAGCAGCCCUGCCUCCCUUUGUGAACUCUGGUCUCUGUGAUUGUGAAUAAAGGUGAUUUCG